UUUGUCUCACACCCUGUGACAAAUAACAUUUUCUAGGUAUCAUAAAACACAGAGCCAAAAUACACGAAAAUCCUCUAAGUAAAAUCUAAAAUUAUGUGUGAGCCAAGCUUUUCAGAUCCGUCGGCGUUCCUGUACUUGGAUAUGCUGGCAGAUAUUUUAAUGCAGGACAGCCUUGAAAUGGAGUCAGAUUUCAACAUCAAAUUGCGGUUUCUCAAGGAGCAGGAACAAAUUUACCUAGACAAUGCCAAAAAUGUACUUUCCGUGGAUCAAACCCUGAGAUCAGCACAUUGCAGCAUGCUUAAGAUGGAAAUGGAGCUGAAUGAGAACGAGACUAACCUGAUCGAGGCGGAGAAAGUAGUAACGAAAUUAGAGCAGAGCUGUCCAAGUCCUGAUGUCGUGGGCUGCCAAAAGUAUCCUUUGGCACGUGCCACCUAUCAGGAUUUGCUGAGUUUGCUCAUGUCCACGGAAAAAACAGCCCAUCAGUGCAACCAGAUGAAAGAGGAUAUCGAGAUGUAUAACAAGGAGAACUCCGCGAUCGUAAUUCCCGGAAAUGUGGUUGCCAAGCUUAUUGAUUGCCACAACAAUACCCUGGAGUCCCUGGAAAAGCAGAUCGAAGUUCUGCAGUGCCAGGUCACGAAAGUUCAAAAGGAGUUCGAACAGCUUUAUAACGAACAAGAUGCAAGUAAAUUCAACGUUCCGUGCCCCUGCAAACAGAUCAAGGAAUUAAAGCCAAAAGACGUAUGUGGAAUACAACUACGCUUGUAAUCUGAUAACACAAUAUAUCCAACGAGUUUUAUAAA
Messenger RNA from Drosophila teissieri, 800 nucleotides. RefSeq lists its product as uncharacterized. The coding region runs from base 94 to 765 and encodes 223 amino acids. The record is from RefSeq and is a predicted model, not a curated record. Lineage: Eukaryota; Metazoa; Arthropoda; Insecta; Diptera; Drosophilidae. The transcript has 3 exons.